CUUCAAUUCUCUAGAAAAUUGUAGGAUCUGUUAUUGUCUAACGUUUAUUCCUUCAGUCAUUAUUAUGCUGGCUGUGUGUGUGUGAGCCGAACAGUUUGUUUUAAUGUUAUUCUCUCUCUCUCUUUACUCUUUUUUUCUGCUUUGCUAGCCUUUAACGACGUUCCAUUCUUUUAUUAUUUUCUGUUUUUUUCUGGUUUAUUAAGCGAGAUCGUCCGUGACGCUUCCUUACAACGUAACUUUGGUGGAAUAAUGCGGGCAAUCCAGUAAAUUACAAUUGAAGAUAAUUUAAUUGAUGAAAUUUUUAUCAGGUGGAGAGAAUGGCAAAAGAGGUUUGAAUCUUUUGAUAACAAAAAAUGGCCGAGUUAUCAACCUUGGAAGCAAGACGUCUGUAGUCGUUAAAGCCGGUGACAUAUUCCAUUUAGAAACUCCUGGUGGCGGGGGCUACGGUAAACCGGGAGAAAAUGUCGAUCGUUGUACACAAAAGUUGACCACAAUUCGCCAUUUUGUAGAAAAAGGAAGUGUACACGAAUAUCGCCGUAUGCAAGAAACAGCUUAAAAGCUUAAAUGAAUUUUUAUAUAUUAUAGUUUAAUUAUUGUCAAAAGGUCCGAGAGACAAUUAAAUUGUGUUGACAUUAUUCAUUGUCGUUUAC
Messenger RNA from Centruroides sculpturatus (bark scorpion), 650 nucleotides. RefSeq names its product 5-oxoprolinase-like. The transcript has 2 exons. Lineage: Eukaryota; Metazoa; Arthropoda; Arachnida; Scorpiones; Buthidae. Bases 293 to 556 code for a protein of 87 amino acids. Gene Ontology annotation, molecular function: catalytic activity. The record is from RefSeq and is a predicted model, not a curated record.